Messenger RNA from Papilio machaon (common yellow swallowtail), 1128 nucleotides. RefSeq lists its product as uncharacterized. Lineage: Eukaryota; Metazoa; Arthropoda; Insecta; Lepidoptera; Papilionidae. The record is from RefSeq and is a predicted model, not a curated record. The transcript has a single exon. Bases 57 to 1118 code for a protein of 353 amino acids.
UGUCAGUUAAUUAAUACAAGCCUCGUCCAGUUUUUUAUUUUGUACAUAAUUCUAAAAUGGUGACAACAAAACGUUUAGCUGCCUUCGGUUCCGGCGUCAAAAGAUUCGGUAAAAACACCGGUCACCCAAAACUAGACCCCAAUGGGCUGUACAUCUCCAGGCCCGAGGCCUGCGACCCCUGCCUCUACCACCCCCAGGACAUUGACAAAGUAUUUGAUUUUAAUAAGCACAUCAAAAACCGCGUCGACCCUUGGAAAUAUAAAAGUGAUCUAGAGGAAUGGUCGAAAAACUUAGGCUACAGGAACCAAAAGGUCCUCGACCGCAAGAAGUGGUUCGACUCCCUGCUGGGCCCCGCCUGGCACGACGUCCAGGACGACAAAAAGUACGAGCCGGCCUGCAACAACGUGGGUUUCGGGAGAACACCUCGCUUUAAACACUCCACUAAAUCAAUCCCCGGUCCCGGCACGUAUUACAAACAUGUUCCUUACAAGGCUCCCCACGGACCUCACUCAAAGAAGCAGACCUUCGAAAUGCAGGAACCCUGCAGAUUCAAAGAUCCCGCCCCGAAGUGGUCGCUGGCACCGAAUCGUUACAACAUCAUCGACAAAGACAGCAUAGAAGAGAAACCGAAGAAGAUUGUAUCUUUAAGAGGGCCCUACGACCUGUUCACGGGAAAGCGCGACGGGACAUCCAUCAAGAAUCACUUCAACAGGACCAAAGUGUCUGCCGCGUCGUGGCCGUACAGUAUGAAGGGCUGUAUGGAGACGUACAAGCGAUCACAUUACGGGGAAAUGAACAAAACGAACAGAGAGCUGCCCUGCCGCAGUCGGAACACUCUGGUGGAUCUGGCGAUGUGCAUCCGCUAUCCGAGCGAACCGGGACCGGGGCAAUACGAUGUUGAGCGGCCACGGCAGUUCGUGCAGAACGCGCAAGGCUUCAACAGCAGCUAUGACCGACCGCCGGGCUAUCGGCGCGCGGAGGUGUGGCCGGCCGUCGGUCGAUACCACGUGAGGAGCAUCAAGUAUCAAGUGCCCGGCGGCGGACAUCGUCACGCCUUCCUCAGUAAGGUGCCGCGCACCAUCGGCGCCGUCCUGCCACAGCCCAUGAAUACUUUCUGAUUCAUUUUAA